Molecule: messenger RNA, 3048 nt
Organism: Scophthalmus maximus (turbot)
Lineage: Eukaryota; Metazoa; Chordata; Actinopteri; Pleuronectiformes; Scophthalmidae
Gene: piwil1
Product: piwi-like RNA-mediated gene silencing 1
Exons: 21
Coding region: 237-2795 (852 amino acids)
Biological process (GO): regulatory ncRNA-mediated gene silencing
Cellular component (GO): P granule
Molecular function (GO): piRNA binding; protein binding
Source: RefSeq, a predicted model, not a curated record
AGCACCUUUAAUACACAGUGAUGCAAUAUGCAAAGUAAGAAAGUAUUUAAAAUGUCGUUUGUUUGUUUUUAAAUUACAAGCGUAUUAAUUUUCUCAGUGAAGAGGCCGACAUAUACCACUUUGGCGCAGUUAAUUUUCCCCCUUUCUUCGGUGAUGCACCCGCGGUUAGACGUUAACGUCGAAAACUGAGCUGUAAGAAACUUUUCCGCAGCGGUACCAUUUCAGGCGUCCCGAAAAUGACUGGUCGCGCACGAGCAAGAGCCAGAGCAGUAGCACGUGGUCAAGAGACUGCUGCGCCAGGAGCGAGCAAGGCUCGAGAGGCUGCACCAGCAACUGCCCUUGUAACAGAGGCGGAGCUGGUUGGAAGAGGGAGGCAGAAAGGUGCCCCAGGAGCGUUUUCUGCAGAAGCCGUUCUACAGAUAUCAGCUGGAUUUCAGAAGGUGAAGCUGGGAGAAAGAGGUGGACGCCGCCAGGAUUUUAAUGAUGCAGGGAUUAACACCAGACAUGCCAUGGAGCAUGUUAAGGAAUCAAAGUCUGGAACAAGUGGUUCUGCCAUUCAGUUGACAGCCAACUACUUUCGCAUCAUGUCCCGCCCUCGCUGGGUUCUGUAUCAGUACCACGUUGACUUUAACCCGCCAAUGGAGUCUCGUCGUCUGAGAUCUGCUCUCCUAUUCCAUCAUGAGGAAACACUUGGUGCAGCACGGAGCUUUGAUGGAGCUAUGCUCUUUUUGCCUCAAAGAUUGCACAACAAGGAGACUGUGCUUCACAGCGAAACAAGGAAUGGGGAGAAGGUUCAGAUAACUGUCACACUGACAAAUGAACUGCCGCCCACAUCACCGAUGUGCAUUCAGUUUUACAACAUCCUAUUCAAAAGGAUCUUGAGGAUUCUCAACAUGCAGCAGAUUGGACGCAACUACUACAACCCCAAAGAUUCACUCAGCAUCCCACAGCACAGAUUGACCAUCUGGCCAGGCUACACCACCACCAUCUUGGAGUACGAGUCAGCAAUCAUGAUGUGUAUUGACGUGAGUCACAAAGUGCUCCGCAGUGAGACAGUCCUCGACUUUAUGGUCAACCUGAAGCAACAGUGUGGAGAGCAACGCUUCCCUGAGAUCUGCACUAAGGAGCUUGUUGGACUCAUAGUGCUCACAAAGUACAACAACAAAACAUACAGGAUUGAUGACUUUGCCUGGGAUAAAACUCCCUGCAACACAUUCACCAGGGGAGACGAAGAAGUCUCCUUCAAGAACUACUUCAAGAAACAAUAUAACCAGGACAUCGCUGAUGACAACCAAGUGCUGCUGGUCAGCCACAUUAAGAAGAUGGGUCCUUCUGGUGGUCACCCUGGUCCGGCCCUGCUUGUCCCAGAAUUGUGCUACCUUACAGGGCUGACUGAUAAGAUGCGAAAGGACUUCAAAAUAAUGAAGGACUUGAGCGAACACACAAGACUGAACCCAGAUCAGAGACAGGGGCGCCUCAACAGCUUUGUCACUAAUAUACAGAGGGAUAUUGAUGCACAGGCAGAGUUGGAUAAGUGGGGACUGGGCUUUGAUAAGGAACUCGUAAAACUGACUGGCAGAGUCCUCCCAGCAGAGAGGAUUUUCCAGGGACCAAGAUCGUUUGACCAUGCAGGAGCUGAAUGGGCCAAAGAGAUGCGUGGGAUUCCUUUGAUCAACUCUCCUCCGCUGAAUAACUGGCUGGUCUUUUACACCCGUCGCAAUGGCAACGAAGCCCAGGCCCUCCUGCAGCACCUUGGCAAAGUCUCUGGUGCACUCGGUAUACGUAUACAGAAAGCUGUCAUGGUUGAGUAUCAGGAUCAUCAGGAGUCCCUCCUCAGAGCACUCCAGCAGAAUGUCGGACCCAAGACACAGAUGGUGGUGGUGGUCCUCCCCAGCAACAGGAAGGACAAGUACGACAGUAUCAAGAAGUACCUUUGUGUGGACUGCCCAACUCCCAGUCAGUGCGUGCUGUCCCGUACCCUCGGCCGACCUCAGGCACUCAUGACCGUGGCUACCAAAAUCGCCCUGCAGAUGGCUUGCAAGAUGGGAGGAGAGCUGUGGAGCUUGGAAAUCCCUCUCAAACAGCUGAUGAUUGUGGGCAUUGACUGCUACCAUGACACCAUUGCUGGGAAAAGGUCCAUCGGAGCUCUGGUGGCCAGCCUCAACCAGAGCAUGAGCAGGUGGUUCUCCAAAUGUGUGCUGCAGCACAAAGGUCAAGAAAUCAUCGACGGACUGAAGAUGGCCUUGACUGCUGCACUGAAGGACUAUCUGAAGUUUAACGGCUGCCUGCCUUCACGCAUCAUUGUGUACAGAGACGGAGUGGGAGACGGUCAGCUGCACAGCGUGGUCAACUAUGAAGUUGCUCAGAUCAUGGACUCUAUCAAGUCCAUGGGGCAAGACUACUUACCCAAGUUGAGUGUGGUGGUGGUGAAGAAGCGCAUCAGCAGCAGGUUCUUCGCCUUGUUGAAUGGCAGAAUGUCCAACCCUCCCACAGGCACCAUUGUUGACACAGAUGUCACCCGUCCAGAGUGGUAUGACUUCUACAUAGUGAGCCAGGCGGUCAGCUGUGGAAGUGUCGCUCCAACCCACUACAAUGUGGUGUACGACACCAGCGGACUGAAGCCUGAUCACAUGCAGCGGCUCACCUACAAGCUGUGCCACAUGUACUAUAACUGGCAGGGAAUCAUCCGAGUGCCUGCUCCCUGCAUGUAUGCCCACAAGCUGGCUUUCCUCGUGGGUCAGAGCAUCCACCGGGAGCCCAAUGUUCAGCUGGACGAGCUCCUGUUCUACCUUUAAGACACAGUGAUGAGCAACAUGUUCAGCUCUGACUCAAGUCGGACAGAGCCUUUUGAAAGUGUCAAAGCAAAGCAUUCAUUUUAUUUUUUCAAAAGAACCUAGAAUCUUUCUGUUAUAUUAUUCCAGUGUGCCUCCAAUGUGUUUAUACAAAAUAUUAUUUGGGAGUAACAAUUUGUGUUAGCAAUGAGAUUCGAGUGUCUAGGUCUUAAAACUGUUACUUGUUUUGCUGGUUCUAAUAAAUGUUUGUCGUGUA